CCAGAGGCUGCUUAUGAUCAGGUCCUGCCCUUCCCGAAAAGGAUGAAGCUCCAGCUGCAGUUCUGGGGAGGCCUGGACCGCAGCUCCGGAGGGGCCGGGCUACCAAGGCCGCUGGGCCUGGAGAGGCGCGUCCCUAGCCCAUCUUAUCAGCGCUCUGCAGGGUCUGGGCCUGCUGCUCGCGUCCUCCUGGGCUCCCAAGGCCACGGGUGGGUUGAUGGCUUGGCAGCCGGCCUCCUGGCCCAGCAGACGCUGAGCAGCCCGAGGGCACAAUCCACCUCUUCUCUCCAAGGCCAGCUGGAGGGACGAGGCACGACAAGGCCAUCCCUACAGCUGGCACUUCCCUACAGCUGAGAGGGGGCCUAAACUACAGGACACAGUCCCAAGACCCUUAAGCCCUGGCAGCAUCCCGGGGUGGGCAGCAGGUGGAAGUGGAAAGAAGCCUGUGGAGCUGCCAGCAGGGAGAGGGG
Messenger RNA from Nomascus leucogenys (northern white-cheeked gibbon), 467 nucleotides. RefSeq lists its product as uncharacterized. The record is from RefSeq and is a predicted model, not a curated record. Lineage: Eukaryota; Metazoa; Chordata; Mammalia; Primates; Hylobatidae. Bases 43 to 351 code for a protein of 102 amino acids. The transcript has 2 exons.